Messenger RNA from Sesamum indicum (sesame), 1624 nucleotides. RefSeq names its product molybdate transporter 1 (gene MOT1). The record is from RefSeq and is a predicted model, not a curated record. Lineage: Eukaryota; Viridiplantae; Streptophyta; Magnoliopsida; Lamiales; Pedaliaceae. Gene Ontology annotation, biological process: molybdate ion transport. Gene Ontology annotation, molecular function: molybdate ion transmembrane transporter activity.
UUUUGUUGACCUUAAUUUCCUUUAUAUACUUAGGACGUAGAGGUUCUUCCACAUUGUUUCUCAUCAAUGGAACAGAACCCGGAUCCCGAAACCGGCCACCGGAGCUCCAUUCCCACUCCAUUGCAUGUUGUACAGAAAGUGAAGCAGAACUUGGUUUUCAGGUCUAAAUGGGCUGAACUCAAUGGUGCAAUGGGGGACUUAGGCACCUACAUUCCUAUAGUUUUGGCCUUGACUCUGGCCAAGAAUCUUGAUCUUGGCACUACCUUGAUUUUCACCGGCAUUUACAAUUUUGUGACUGGUGCAAUCUAUGGAGUUCCAAUGCCGGUUCAGCCGAUGAAGUCAAUUGCAGCAGAAGCUAUUUCCAAUCCCAGCUUUGGCAUUCCGGAGGUCAUGGCGGCUGGAAUCUGCACCGCCGGAAUCUUGUUCCUGUUAGGUGUCACAGGAUUGAUGCAGCUUGUGUAUAGGCUGAUACCAAUAUCGGUUGUGAGGGGAAUUCAGCUAGCACAGGGCUUGUCGUUUGCCAUGACUGCUGUUAAGUACAUCAGAAAUGUGCAGAAUUUUGGUAAGUCCAAGUCUGCGGGGGAUAGGCAUUGGCUGGGGCUGGAUGGACUGCUUUUGGCUCUUACUUGUGCUUGUUUCAUCAUAAUUGUGAAUGGUUCAGGAGACAACAACGAUGACAGAGAGACUGCUUGUGAGGCAGAUGAUUCAGUUGGAAGGGCUAGUCCUACUACUAGAAGGAGGAAGUUGAGGAAACUCAUUGCUUCUCUUCCUUCAGCAGUUAUAAUCUUCUUUUUAGGUGUUGUUUUGGCUAUUAUAAGAGGGCCUAAAGCCUUCAAAGGGUUUAAGUUCGGGCCGUCUUCUAUAGAUGUUAUCAAGAUUUCCAAGCAUGCAUGGAAGGAAGGAUUCAUCAAGGGAACAAUCCCACAACUCCCUUUGUCCAUUUUGAACUCUGUCAUUGCUGUUUGUAAGUUAUCGACCGAUCUUUUCCCAGACAAGGAUGUCUCAGCAACGUCUGUUUCGAUCACCGUUGGGAUGAUGAAUCUCAUCGGCUGCUGGUUUGGUGCAAUGCCGUGCUGCCAUGGGGCCGGAGGGCUAGCAGGGCAGUACAAAUUUGGCGGCAGGACAGGGGCAUGCGUGGCAUUGCUUGGCGUGGCUAAGUUAGUUUUGGGCUUGGUUUUAGGCAGCUCAUUUGUGAAGAUCUUGGAUCAGUUUCCGGUUGGGGUUUUGGGGGUUCUGCUCUUGUUUGCUGGGAUUGAGCUAGCCAUGUGUUCGAGGGAUAUGAACUCUAAGGAGGAGUCUUUUGUGAUGCUUAUCUGUACUGCAGUUUCACUGGUUGGCUCAAGUGCUGCACUUGGAUUUCUGUGUGGGAUUGUUGUGCAUUUGCUUCUCAGGCUAAGGACUCUGGGAGACGACCAGUCUCUUUCCUCAUUUUGGUUUGCUCAAAACUCAUAAAAACUUUGCCCAAGGAUUUUGUCUCUUUUACUAUUCAAUUUCAACCAAGAAGUUUGUAAUCUUUCAUUCUUCUGUAAUCUGUUUCUGUGAUGUUGUUUCUUGCUAUUCUCUGCUUUUGUGUAAUGUCAUUGUAUCUAAUUGUUAAUCCUUCUGUUGCUUUCCUUCAAGAACA